Procambarus clarkii (red swamp crayfish) is the source of this 4566-nucleotide messenger RNA. RefSeq lists its product as uncharacterized. The record is from RefSeq and is a predicted model, not a curated record. Lineage: Eukaryota; Metazoa; Arthropoda; Malacostraca; Decapoda; Cambaridae.
CUAGGGCGUUCACCGAUUCCAACAUGGGCGACCCUUUUGGAAACGCAUGGAAACGCAACACUUGGGUUGACCCGAUUGACAGACUGGUUAUAUUCCAACAGGGUCUGAGACGUAGAUAAUAGGGUGCUGACGAGGCUUGUCUCACUCUGCCCCACGUCUACGGCUCCUUGUCUCACCCUGUCACACGUAUACGGCUCCCUGUCUCACCCUGUCACACGUAUACGGCUGCUUGUCUCACCCUGUCACACAACAUGCCAGCUUUAAAUUCACCGGUGCGCUUGCUGAAAUUAUCAUUGGAAGCUCUGUGUAAAAAUAUAAACACAAUGGUUGCUAAAGCUACCCACUUGACAGAAUCUACAGAUGAUGUUUUAGAAGUGGCAGAGGAAGAAAUCCAGGUGCUAGCCAAAAAACAAAUUGAUGAAUUAUAUGCUGGUACUUUAUCUACUGCUGUGCCUAGAAAUCCCUGUAGGGCAGCCCUUAAUCUAAAAAGGGUGAAGACAUUAAUACAGAAGCGGGGUGACUUUUCACAGAAACUAUGCGAGUACCUCCAGCACCUGCCUGCAGCAUUUUUAAAUGAAGUGUUCAACAAAGUACUGGCUAAUAUUGCAAAGAUCAUUGUAUAUGAUGAAGAACAGAUAGAAAACUUUAUAGAUGAAAGAUGGUCAUUUGCUCCAAGAGUGCGAGUGGCAUUUCAUUUUCUUUUGAAAAGCAUGCUGUUUCCUUACGUUUCAACUUUGAAUAUUAGUCCUGUCACAAAUGCAUUCUUUUUGGUCCUUGCUGAGUAUCUUAUGAAACAUGAUAAUUAUAAAGAUACUGUAUUUGUUAAAGAAAUGGAGGGAAAGAAAAGGAAUAUAUUUGCAGGGGGAAUUACUGCCAAUAAAAACAGUUUGUUAAAUCUUACUACCUUAAGUUUACAGAAUUUGGCUGAUGGGGAGUUAUUGUGGCUUAUUAGCAGUUAUUGUCCUAACCUGUGGCAUUUAGAUAUAAGUGGUAAUCUUUUUAAUUUGCAAAGAUAUUGUGUAAUAGAAAAAAGUGCGGGUGGAUAUGUAACUGCAGUAGAUAAGAAUGGAAGGAGAAACUAUGAAGAAGCGGAGUUUGUUCAUUCAGUAGGUAACUUGUAUGGGAAUCAACGUAUUUCACAAACUUCGGAUAAAUAUGAUGGCUGCCCAGGUGGUUGUAAGUACCUCAAAACACUGUUACUUCCAGAUGUGAGGUGGGAAAAACUUGAAGAAGAUAUACUGUUGGAUGACGUACAACAACUACUGAUGUAUGCUCCAGACAUGGAGGAGGUUACUGGAGUGUGUCUGUUCUAUGUUUUAUGCAAAAUCAAUGAAAUGGAGUAUCCUCCUAUCAUGCUGAAACUCAAGAAAUUUGAUGGUAAAACUGGAGGGCAUAGUUUAAUUGGUGUUUCUCCCGCACGGUUGAGGCAAGUUCGCUUGCCAUUUAUAAUGGACGUAAAUAUUGAUCUCAAUGUUUUCAUGCCUCCAGUGACACUUGAAAUUUUCCCUAAUAUGAAACAUCUUACUCUAACUCCUUAUGAUUAUCGCAGCUAUACAUGUAAUGAUAUAUUACCAUAUAUGAAAAAUCUUCACACUCUUGAUUUAGAAUUAACACAUGAGCUAUCAAUUUCAAACAUGUGUGAUAUUGCAGAGAAUUGUAGAUCACUAGAAUACUUGACAUUAACUUGUCUAGCACUGAGAAUGCAAGCCCUGGAUCUUAGUGAAGACCAGAUUAACAAAGAACAGCUAGAAAGAAUUUCAUCUCCACCUGUGGUUAGAAUGGAUGUUAAAAAUAAAAAGGAAUAUGAACCUUGUAAAUCACUUGGUGCACUGAAAUCAUUUCCAGAGUAUGCAAAAGCUAUAAUGAAAAUUGCCCCGGCUCCAUAUGAAAAGAGUAACAGUCAGAUACCAAAUUUUUCCAAACUUCAUACUCUGCAGUUUUUUGACAUCCGUAGUGUUGAUGCAGCGGCUUUGUACAAAUGUAUCAAGGGCAGUCCUAAGAUUCAAACUCUGACAUUUGUGGCACUUAAAAAAGGUGAUAAUUGUAAUAUUGAAUUAGAUGAUGAUUUUGUUGGAAGAAUUGCUCCCUUAAUGAGAAGACUAAGAGAUAUUACAAUUUCUGCACAGGAUGAUACAAGGUGCAAUAUUGUAUUAGAUAAAUUUACUGGUAUGGCCAUUGAGCACUUAGUGAAGUUCUGCAGUGACAUUCAAUCCAUUGGUACAAUGAGUAAUUGGAAUAUAACUCUUGAUGAAGUUAGAGCACUAAACUACUGUUUUAUGAAAAAUAACUAUAUACUGAGGUUACAUUGAAUUGGUGCAUAUAUACAAGUAAACAUGACAAAUGAAUUGCUAAAAUUUGAGAAAAUCAUUUGGAGCAAUUUGGGAAUUUGAACCAGUAUUCUAGUAACACCCAGACGCUUAAGGCAAGUGUCUGGGAGUCACUGUAACGCUGCUUCAAAUCUUUGUAUUGCUCUAAAUGAUUUUCUCAUUGAUAUAUAAUGCAUUGUGGUUUCUUUGUGUUAUGUGCUAAAACUUGUAGAUGUAAAUAAACUAUGGUAUUAGUACAGUAAUAAUUGCAAAAUAAGGUAUUUAAAAUAAUUUUUAAGAACCUGAAAAGCGAACAGUGAAUUGUAUGUGUAAUUUGCCUAGUUGCAUGUAUAACUUGUCUUGUGUGUGUGUGUAAAUUGCCUAUUUGUGUGUGUGUAUGUAUAACUUAACUAGUUGUGUGUGUGAGUAUGUGUAUGUAACUUGCCUAGUUGUGUGAGUAUAUGUAAAUUGCCUAAUUGUGUGAGUGUUUGUGUAACUUGCCUAGUUGUGUGUGUGUAUGUAUGUUUACAUGCAAAGAUAAUUGAUUGGAUGAAAUGCUGAGAAUAUAAUGAUGUUUUGAUUCCAUAAUUUCAAAACUUAAAUUAAACAAGAUUCAUUCUUUUACUUUGUCUCCUGCAUAUUAACUUGUUUACCAAAAAUAUCUGGUUAAUGAAGCAUGUAAAGUAAUACGUACUAUACAAAGCCCUCAUUGUGAGGUUACAUACUUGGAUUUAUGUAGUAAAUUAAGUUUUGUUUGUAGCUGGAGUUGCGAUAAUUUAUGUGAGGGGGAAGGGAAGAUGUGUUCACUUAUUUAAAUAGUUAUCUUGUGUUGUGCAACCUAGUAGUUGGUACACUAUCAGUGAUCAGUUGAGUGCUUCUGGAGCACUCAACUAGAAAUUGGUGUUUCAUUACAUUUAAUGCUGGUUUUUCCUGAGGCAGUUCAUCCUGGAUGGUUUUGUACCAGGCAACAUCUACCUUGACUGGUAGGUUUGGGCUCCCAACCAGUCUGUAACUGUACGCCAAGGUUAGUUUGUUUCCCAGUUCUCUGAGUUCGAGUUCCUGGUUUUUGAAACACACCCAAUAAUGACACAGGGUGAUAACUAUUAUCCACCUAACAGGUGGCAUGUCAAGAGGUAAAAAGAAUGACCAUUGACAUUAAACAAAACUGAUGCACUGAACGGCUUUCAAUCUUGCACACAGCAAGAGCAUUUUAGGUGAACUGAAUCAUAGUUGAGCCACACCAGAAACCCUUUGGGUUUUUCCAGCUCCAGAUGAUGAAAACAAAGCUGCGACACCAAUUGCAGGGGUUGCCCGCCUGCAAACAUUGAACACGCCUUCAGGUACAAGGACAGCUGGGAAGUGUGUAAACAGCACAUUGCAGAGAGAUAUGACAUGAACCCUCACUUGCCCUCAACAAAAGAACCCUGACUGCCCCACCCCAGAGCCUUGCAGAGGAGUUAAAAACCCACUCACAGGAAGGCAUCCUCCACAGGAGUCUGGCCUCUCAGGUAUAGACACCCUCACCUCACCAGGGAGAGUAACUCUGGCAGGUAGAGGCAACACCAGCAAGCACCUAGGAAAGCUAACCCUUAAGCUCAUGUAGCUUCAGUUGAACAUUUGUUCAAGGUUAACACAACAAGAGGAGCAUAUAAACAUGCAUAUGGAGCUGUACGCUAAAGCAGGAAAAAACACAAGCAAGUGGCCCCUGCAAAAGUCCAAAUAUAGCCAGCACUUCUCUGGAAUACUGGGACCAAAGGCGACAUAAAGAACAUGUGCAAACAGGGUCGCACCAGGUGAAUGACUGAUGGAUUGAGCCUGAGCAGACUGGAAGCUCCCAGGUCUGGCACCUGUAGGGUGAUCUUGCAUCCCCUGCUCCUUGUGCCUCUUUGAGUGGACUAGGUUUUGGCCUGUGGUUUCCAAUGUUUUUUUUUUUUAAUGUCUUGCAAAGACCUUUUUGUGAUAUGUGGGGAACUAUCCUGGCAGUAACUACAGGGAGCCACUGAGGCAACCCUCUCAGAAAAACAAUUUGUUCUUAUAGAAUACAGUGGUACCUUCGUUUACGAAUUUAAUCCGUUCCCAGAGACAGCUCGUAACCCACAACUAAUUUUUCCAUACGAAAUAAUGUAAAUUGAAUUAAUCCAUUUCACACUCCCAAAAAUAUUAACUUCAAAAUACAUUUCAUACAUAAUAAACAUAAAUAUUUUGUACUAUAGUAUGCACAAGUUAUAGCUUGCCUUUAUUGAUGACCUGUUGGCAUAUG